Molecule: messenger RNA, 4640 nt
Organism: Ixodes scapularis (black-legged tick)
Lineage: Eukaryota; Metazoa; Arthropoda; Arachnida; Ixodida; Ixodidae
Exons: 7
Coding region: 230-1087 (285 amino acids)
Molecular function (GO): sequence-specific DNA binding
Source: RefSeq, a predicted model, not a curated record
GCCGUGCGCGUACUGCGCGUACUACGCGUACGAACGUUACGUUACCAACGUUACAUGGUACUGUAUUCGUACAUUGGUGCAACGGGUGCACUACGUGGUGUACGCAGAGCCCGAGCCUCGGUGUGGCCCGGGCAUAGUCACAGAGACGACACUGACGCCCCUGAUCAGUGACUGUGUGUUUCGUUCCUACCAUACCAACGAGCUAGGUUCGUGAUCGUCCCUAAAAGAAAUGCCUCCAAGAUGUUGUGUGCGGAACUGCCCCACAGGUUCUGCAUCCGAAGAUGGCACUGUGCUGACGAGCCUGCAUAGGUUUCCAAAAGAUAAACGGGAUCAGGACGAAUGGCUGGCUGCAAUUCCUACGGGACAGUUACGAGCGCAACGGAAACCGGACGCUGCACGAUUUAUAUGCUCUUUGCACUUCGUGAAGGAGGACUACACUGAGUUUUCAGGUGUCAAAAAGGCACAAUUGCGGAGGGGUGCCUCCCCGUCAUGUUUUCCUCGUGAUGAUAUUGAUAUCACUAAACCACCAGUAGUGAAGCGACGAAGGACAGAGGAUUCUGAAGGCACAACAAGUCAGCCAUCCGUGCCAGAUGCCACGGCCACGUGUACGUCACUACUUGGAGAUUCCCACGAGGACAAGGCUGGCUACACGGCACCUACGUCUGAACCUGAAAAAGUUUCAGAACCUCAUGAACUUCAUAUGGUUAUGGUGGUGCCAGAAAAGGUGUGUAAAAGGUUGCGAACUCGAGACAGAGGAACAUGGGCUUUUGUGUCAACAACUUUUAAAAAAACACAAACCAACAAGUUGGAACCACCUCAUUCGCUUUCCACAGUGCCAAAGGUGCUAGUCAGUCGUGGCACGCAAACUGAACCCUUGAGGACAUCGACUCCAAGCUGCUCUAAGGCAACUCUGGCCAUUGCUUGGCAGAUCAACAUCGCCUGUGCCACAGACCGCGUGUUCAGCCGCGUGCAACCCUCAUCCGAGGCAGAAUUCCCUUCCGAGGAAGAGCUCUUUUUCGUGGAAGUGUUGCCCCCCAAGAAAUGGUCCCUACCUGAGGAAGAACCCAAGGAGGGUUUUGGAGACUGAGCCAGCUACCCAGCUACUCUCAGAAUUAAAACUUUACCAAGCAGCGAGAUCUUCAAAAGCAGAAACAACGUACGCGGCAGAGCCUUUCCCAGAUGAAAAGCCUCCCUCACCGACGGAGUUCGUUUCCGAGACAAUUGGAAUGCUCUCAGAGUCACCCUCUCAAGCGGAUGAUGGGGAUAUCACUUUCUGCCACGACAUCGCAGGAUAAAAGAUUUAAAAGGGUCACGUACAGGGACGACAUUGUGAACCAUAUAUAUAUUGAACUUGCAAGCCAUCUGUUACAUUUUUUAUUUUAAGGAACACUAUCAAUGAAAUUGUAAAUUUUAUGGUUACCAGAAGACCAAAAGCACUGAUUAAACAAACAUUGCGCACCUAAAUGCGAAACGACUCCUCGUGCUUCGCAAGGACUAGCUCCGCACGACUCCUGUGCAGUGAGGCAUCACAGCUAGUGCAGUGAGGCAUCACAGUCUGUACAGGGAGACAUAGCAAACCUUGCUGGACCUCCGAUUUUGGUUCAGCUCUGUUCAUUUUUUUUUUAGCAAAUCUGGGACCCUGCCACAGAGUGCCUUAUUUCACACACAAACACACACCUACACUGUAAUCUAAAGUUUUAUAAAAAACAAUUGGAGGGUGCCAGUUUUGCUUUUGAAGGGGCAGUGCAACGAUAUUCGGACUUUAGAGCCAAUUCACUGCAGGAAUUAAUCUGUGUCGCUUAUAAAACGAAAAACAGAACACCAUUUUUUCUUUUGCGCACACUAGUUUUUAUUUUAUAAAGGGGCGGUGCAACGAUCUUGGAUUUCGGCCAGUUAACUGCAGGAAUUCAUCUGUGUCACCUGUAAAACGGAAAACCAUUUUUUUAUGCGUGUGCUGGUUUAAUAUUUUAAAAAGAUGAAAUAAAUCUAAGGUCAAAAGGUCCCUCAUCUCUCGUGCCGUCUUUCGAGUGACAUCUCUGAUCGACCACCUGGUUUCCCGUUAGGCUCCGUCCUCGAAGACCCUAGCCGUUUCCUCCGCGGUUGUCAUUUUUUUAAGGAUAAGCAUCGCCGGAGGCCACGGCAAGCAAUCGACACAAAAGACGGUUUACCACGGGGCUGACGGCAAGGGUAGCAGUGGAGGGGGACAGGUUUUGUUGCCUUCUGUGUGUCCCCCUGUGACGCGCCACCUGCAGUGCCUGUAACUGCCACGCGCGGCUGCAGAUCGAAUAUAAUUUGUUUUUUCCUUUGCGAUUACGUGGCAGAAUAGCAGUUCUUCUGGGGAAGGUGGCACGUUUUUUCUUGCUGGUGCCUAGAUAAACCAUAUAAAAAAUACAAACUGUAAAUUCUUUGAAUAUUAUAGCUAUUGCACUGCCCCUUUAAACCCUUAACUGUUUCGGACAAGCCUAGCUCGUCAAUGGGGGGCCGUCCCCAGACUGUUCAGGGGGUAGCGUGUCUCGUCUGCUUGCCCCAGUUGAAGCACUCAACUGUUUUGGACGAACCUGGCUCGCACUUCACUUUAAUGCCUUAAGGAUCCCCUAAGGGGGUAUUACAUAAGGGGUGGGAUUACAUAAUAAUCUAACAUGUCUUGCAAGGUAAAAUUGUAUGCACAAACACAGAGGACGGACACAAAGGAGUGGACACGGACAAGCGCUUGUCCUUGUCCACUCCUUCGUGUUUGUCCUGUGUUUGCACAUACAAGUUUUUCAGUACCAUGAACCAAUUAGUCUAGCAACAAGUCUUGCUAAACUAUGUUUUACAAGCCAUGGCUUAGUUUGCGACUGUGCCAACAAAUAUCACAGAAUUUUUUAAAAUUUUGCUGCCAUUCCUUUUGUGGCCAGAAAUCUGAUUUUGAAGGCAACAAGUUUGAUUUUGAGGAAAAAAAUUAGGCAAUUGAGGGUCAGAAAUUUACAACUAAAAACGAUUAGGUGGUCAACUAGCCUGUGUGCUCUCUUAUAUAAUGCAAUAACAACAUUUACACCUUUAACUCCAAACUUUUUUGAUAGCAAUGACCAGACCAAACCCCAAAAGAAGCGGAAGCUCAUCGUGUAGGAGAGGUCACACCUGCAUCUCCAAGUUUUGCAGUGUAUGCCAGUUUCCAUGCAAAAAAUGGCACCCAUCUAAAAGUGACCCUGGUACAAAAUUGAUCACACUAGGCACUGGACAAGCGAACCAGAGCUGGCGAGCAGGCGCGGGGGGAGUGUCUUCUCCGCUGCUCUUCUGUUCAGUGGACAAAAAAAUGCCACCGUCACAUUAAGAAUGCCCUGGCUAAUCAAUGUCCCAAGUGAUGUGUUGGCACAUUCUACCGGGAGGGGUACCUUUUACCAGCUCUAGCUCAUGUAAGCCCUAGAAUCACCAUUUUGCAGCUGAUUCUCUCCAGUCUGAAAGAACAGUAUGCAGACAGCAAAUACAGCUCUUUCUGUUAAUUACUGCAUGCACAACAGCUUGAAAUACCAAGUCAUGUGUGAUUGUUAUAUGCGAUGAAACAUUAAAAGAAUGCUGAGUAUACUACAUACUUCUUGAAAGUGGAGGGCUUCCAGUAACAUCAGCCAAAUUAAAGUUUCAAAAGGUGGAAUGUCAUUUGAGCUUUUUGUACGAAGUGUGAAUAGAGGAUGCAUGGCUUUUGACUAAUGCAGCGUCGCCUAGGAGCACAACACCGAAGUUGGGGACGCACUGGACAAGGGUGUGACCCAUCGAAGCACAAGCCACACCUUCACAGCAUCCACCUAGCGCAGGGGGAGGUGGAGGAACGCAGCAUCUAGCAAAAACCAUGCACCCGCUGUUCGUGCUUCAUUUGGUGCCAACCAUACAUGAGUGACCUGGGUCAAAACAUUUCAGAUGUGUUGCUGCCAUUAAGCAAACUUUGAAUCUUAUUCAGAAACACCUUAAAUAUUGAAAGGUCCUUAGCAAUUCCUGGUCUGUGGUCUAGCUGUACUAUAGUCUUUAGAGCAUACAGUGUGACACACAGCUACCGUGAACAAGCAUUUGCCAGUUUUUCUGGUUUUCUCUUAUGCCCGAGUCACACUAGAGCGACAAACGAAUGAACGAUAGCGACAAGCCUCAAACACAUGCAGCAUGCUCGUGAUGGCACCUUUGGCAGGCAAUUAGUCGUUCGGUGCUUGUGAAGUAAGCACGAGUGAUUGCAGGUGUGCCAAAGAUACCCUCGCGUGCGUGAUGCUAGUGUUUGAGCAUAGCCUCCUUUAUUCUACAAAGCCUGUCAAAUAGCAAAAGACUGGUUUGAGGCUUGUCGCUGUCGUUCGUUUGUUCGUCGCUCUUGUAGGACUCUGGCAUUAGAAUUGAAAUAGGGUCAACAAAACAACCAGUUUGCUGAAAGUUCUAAUUUGAGGCACUAAUCUUGAGUGGUAAAAUUUUUUCUUUGUUCACACCCAGUUUCUAGAUCUUGAAUAGUAUAUGAAAUCGGCAACUGAUACCAAAUAUUUUUCAGGGUGAAAAGUAAAAGCCAAAGCAAGUAAUUUUCUGAUCGGACAUUCCCAUCUCCACGCCAAUAUAGAAUUGAAUUUUUAAAACUCUGAAUUUAGUUAUCAUUGCUACGUAGUAAGUGAUUUGGUAAAAAAAAAAAAAAA